Populus nigra (black poplar) is the source of this 2373-nucleotide messenger RNA. RefSeq lists its product as uncharacterized. Lineage: Eukaryota; Viridiplantae; Streptophyta; Magnoliopsida; Malpighiales; Salicaceae. Gene Ontology annotation, molecular function: protein dimerization activity. The record is from RefSeq and is a predicted model, not a curated record. The transcript has a single exon. The coding region runs from base 1 to 2373 and encodes 790 amino acids.
AUGUGUAAUGUUGAAGUUAUGGUUGAACAACCCCAAUGUGCUUCAAUUUAUGAAGAACCUGCAUUGAUUAAUGAGCAGCCUCCUACUAGAAUCGACAUUGCUCAUCUGAUUAGAGAUCCAAGCAAUCGUCCUCAAAUUUGGGAAUACCCAGUUAAUCAACAAGAUGAAAUUAGAAGGGCAUACAUUAAUUUGGGGCCAUAUCAACCUUUGAUGUCUGAAUAUCUGCUGACUGGUAAAAAACAUCCUCGUCGAUUUCAGUCUCAUUGGUUCAAAAGUUAUCCAUGGCUUGAAUAUUCAGAGAAAAAUACUGCAUUUUGUUUCCCUUGCUAUCUAUUUUCAAGUAAGUCAUCUGGAAAGCCAGGAUCAGACACCUUUACUGUUAAAGGAUUCAAUUGUUGGAAGAAAGUUAAUGAUGGGGAACGAUGUGCUUUUUUAACUCAUAUGGGAAAAGGUCCAAAUUCAGCUCAUAGAUUUGCUACCAGGUGCUUGGAAAAUUUGAAAAAUCAGUCAUGUCAUAUUGAGAAGGUAGUUAAGAGGCAAACUACUCAAGAAAUUCUAAAUAAUCGAUUGCGUAUUAAAGCUUCAAUAGAUAUUGUUCGUUGGCUCACAUUUCAAGCAUGUGCUUUUAGAGGACAUGAUGAACGUCCAGAAUCAAAAAAUCGAGGUAAUUUUCUUGAAAUGUUGGAACUUUUAGCAUCAUAUAAUGAACAAGUAGGUGCUCUUGUUUUGGAUAAUGCUCCACAAAAUGCUAAAUACACCUCGCAUCAAAUUCAAAAGGAAAUUUUGCAUGUCUUUGCUAGAAAUGUUCAGUCUUCAAUUCGUCAUGAGAUUGGUGAUGCAAGAUUUUGCUUAAUUGUUGAUGAAGCUCGAGAUGAAUCCAGAAGAGAGCAAAUGGCCCUUGUUAUUAGGUUUGUUGAUAGAAGCGGAUUUAUACGAGAACGAUUUUUGGAUAUAGUUCAUGUCAAAGACACAACUGCUUCAACUCUUAAGAAAGAGAUUUCCUUUGUUUUAUCUCAUCACAAUCUUGAUGUUCAAAAUAUUAGGGGCCAAGGGUAUGAUGGUGCUAGUAAUAUGCGUGGAGAGUGGAAUGGAUUGCAAGCUUUAUUCAUUAAUGAUUGCCCUUAUGCAUAUUAUGUACAUUGCUUAGCUCAUCAAUUACAAUUGGCUCUUAUUGCUGCAGCUAGAGAAAUAUCUGAUGUUCACACUUUUUUUCAGAACUUGAUUUUUAUUAUUAACAUUGUUAGUGCUUCUUGCAAGCGUAAUGAUGAAUUACGGGCUUUUCAAGCAACUACAAUUGAACAUUUAGUUGAUAUUGGUGAGAUUGAAACGGGUAAAGGAGUUAAUCAAGUAGGUGGUUUGCAACGACCUGGAGAUAGCAGAUGGAGUUCGCACUUCAAAUCCAUUUGCAGUUUGAUAAAAAUGUAUGGGGCAACUUGUUUGGUUCUUGAAAACAUCGCUUUAGAUGGAUCUACUUAUGCUCAACGUGGUGAUGCGGCUUUUUCAUUUAAGUUGCUAAUGUCAUUUGAUUUUGCAUUCAUCUUGCAUAUAAUGAAGAAUGUUAUGGGAAUUACUGAUGUGCUUUGCCAAGCUUUGCAACAGAAAUCUCAAGACAUUUUAAAUGCUCUGCAUUUGGUGACUACCACAAAGACUUUAAUUCAGAAGUUAAGAGAUGAUGGCUGGGAAACUCUUUUAGAAGAAGUAACAUCAUUUUGUAAGCAUCAAGACAUUGAAGUUCCUGAUAUGGAUGCUUGUUUUUCUAGUGUGGGACGAUCUCGCCGUAAAACAAAAUCAAUAACAGUUGAGCAUCACUACCGAGUUGAUAUAUUUACAGCUAUCAUUGAUCAACAGUUGGAAGAGCUAAAUAAUAGAUUCAAUGAGCAGACGAUUGAGCUUCUUAAGUUGAGCACAGCUUUAGAUCCUAAAAAUAACUAUAAAUUAUUCAGUGUUGAAGAUAUAUGCUUACUUGUUGACAAGUUCUAUCCUGAAGACUUUUCUGACCAAGAAAAAACUCAUUUGAGAUUUCAGUUGCAGCAUUAUGAGCUUGAUGUGCCCAAUCAUCCAAAGUUAAAGAAUAUGUCAUCGAUUGCUGAUUUAUGUCAAGGAUUGGUUGAAACAGAAAAGGCAACAAUUUAUCCGCUCAUUGACAGGUUGAUUCGGCUUAUUUUGACUCUUCCUGUUUCGACAGCAACAACUGAACGAGCUUUUUCAGCGAUGAAGAUUGUUAAAACAAGACUUCGCAAUCGGAUGGAGGAUGAUUUUCUUGCAAAUUAUUUGAUUGUCUAUAUAGAAAAAGAAAUUGCUGAAAGAUUCACAAUUAAUAUGAUAAUCGAUGAUUUCUACUCCAUGAAAGAACGACGAGCACAAUUAAAUUAA